Messenger RNA from Gongylonema pulchrum, 834 nucleotides. The record is from the annotation of a GenBank genome assembly. NCBI's taxonomy places the organism in Eukaryota, Metazoa, Nematoda, Chromadorea, Rhabditida, Gongylonematidae.
AUGGUGAUUUGUGGGCCAAUAAUAAAACUGGCAAAUGGCAAGGAGAUGCCACAAGUAGGGCUCGGCACAUGGCUACCAGGUGAAGUAGGUCCGGCAGUUGGCUGGGCUUUGCAGCACGGCUACAGACUCAUUGAUACGGCAGCUUGUUAUAAUAAUGAGGAAGAAAUUGGUAAAACCCUCCGCAAAUUCUUCGAUAAUGGAAAGAUCAAACGCGAGGACGUGUUCAUCACAAGCAAAGUAAAUCUUCAUGAAGUAGAAGAACAGCUGCGUGACUCCCUCCGAAAACUGCAGCUGGAUUACGUGGACCUCUAUUUGGUACAUAUGCCUGUUUGUUUCAAUCACGAUCACUCAGUAAAGGUCGAAGAUACAUGGAAAGGGAUGGAAAAUGUGUACGAGAAGGGGCUUACAAAAGCAAUUGGAGUAUCAAAUUUCAGCAUCGAUCAAAUUGAACGCAUUCAGAAAAUAGCCACCACAAUGAUUCACAAUGUGCAGGUGGAGUGUCAUCUAUAUUUCCCGCAGUUUAAGCUGCACGACGUCUGCAAACAUCACAAUAUAUCACUGACUGCUUACGCGCCAAUAGGCUCUCCCGGAAGAAAGAAUUUCGUGCCACCACAAAAGGGAAAGUUAGUCUUUUCAUUACAGUCAUUAGCGGACGAAGUGGUGCAAAAAUUGUGUGCUAAAUAUCACAAGAGCAGCGCCCAGAUAAUGCUGCGUUAUUUACUACAGCGUAAUAUUGCAAUCAUACCGAAAAGUAUCAAGGAAGAUAGAAUAAAAGAAAAUUUCGAGGUUAUUUGUUUAUUAUUUCGCAAAAACGCAGGCAUUUGCUCGAACUAA